Messenger RNA from Pseudocercospora fijiensis CIRAD86, 717 nucleotides. RefSeq lists its product as uncharacterized. The transcript has a single exon. The record is from RefSeq and is a predicted model, not a curated record. The coding region runs from base 360 to 638 and encodes 92 amino acids. NCBI's taxonomy places the organism in Eukaryota, Fungi, Ascomycota, Dothideomycetes, Mycosphaerellales, Mycosphaerellaceae.
CGUCUGACCCCGGGUUAACGUCUGAUGAUAGUUCGUCGCAAGGAUACGUUACUGCUUAUAGUAGCUUGAACACAUCAGAGGCCUCUCUGCGCCCUGAAUACCUCAAUGAGACACCUCCUGUGCCACCGCUUGCUGGCGAGCACGACUUAUCUCAAUCGCCGAACACAGAGGCACUACGUACCCAUGGUCAUAGCUUCUCUGAGAUCUCAAGCCUUACAGACGGCACAUUUCAAUUGAACCGCGGUCGAUCUCUUUCAGCGCGUCCACAAAGGCCUCUCGAUGGAACUGCAGACCAGGAAGAUGACUGCAUUCGUGACACGCAAUCUGUCUUCUCCACUGCUGAGGACGACCGGCUGCUGAUGAGCGGCGCACUGGAUGGCAUGCAAGGUCGAGAGCCCGCUGCAAGAAUCCCUAUUUGCGUUCCCGAUUCAUUCACUGAUAACGUUUGGCUGAACGAGACAGCGACGAGGGAGAGCAAUAAUGUCCCCACACCGGAACCACCUCCACCAGAUCCUUUUGGCCCUGUCAGUAUUGACGAUUGGGCUGUGGAGCUACCGGUUCCGGAAGGACUGUACACGAUUAUGGAGAGGGAAUACGAGGAUGAUAGUGAGGCUGAAUUGGAAGACUUUCAUCGUUGAUACAAUAGAAACUGUAAAAAGAAGGCUUUUGCUAUAUAGUGCAUAGCGAGAUAUGAGAUCAAACCACAGUCAUUUUUGC